This is a messenger RNA of Alosa alosa (allis shad), 3039 nucleotides long. RefSeq names its product homeobox protein Hox-C8a-like. The record is from RefSeq and is a predicted model, not a curated record. Gene Ontology annotation, molecular function: DNA-binding transcription factor activity, RNA polymerase II-specific; RNA polymerase II transcription regulatory region sequence-specific DNA binding. Gene Ontology annotation, biological process: regulation of transcription by RNA polymerase II. The transcript has 2 exons. Lineage: Eukaryota; Metazoa; Chordata; Actinopteri; Clupeiformes; Clupeidae. Bases 320 to 1084 code for a protein of 254 amino acids. Gene Ontology annotation, cellular component: nucleus.
GACUGUGUCGGAGGAGCUAGCCUGCCUAGCACACAUCAACCAUUCACGACAUAAGUCCUAUUAGCCGCGGCAAAUACAGAAAAGGGUAAAAACGAGCAGCCCUCAGAGUGGAGAAGGAGGGAGGCAGUGAGGAAAGGAAGAAAACGGUGAUACCUGGAGUUGGACAUUAAUAGUGUCAGUAUUUUCUCCAGCCAGUCUCUAUGGUUGUUUGAUUCCGGCGGUUAUAUGCAUGGGCUCUGGAAAAGAACUAAGGUAAUACCGAAUUGUCCACUACUCUACUCACCCAACAACAACAUUGAACAGGAAGGGGGAAGGCAAUAUGAGCUCCUACUUUGUGAACCCGUUAUUUUCCAAGUACAAAGGCGCUGAAACAUUGGAGCCAACUUACUACGACUGCAGGUUCCCCCAAACCGUCACCCGGACCCAUGGGCUGGUUUACGGGGCUGGAGCAACGGCACCGGGCUUCCAACCCACGCCCCAUCACGUCCAGGACUUCUUUCACCAUGGAACGCCUGGGAUCUCCACUCCUGGAUACCAACAGAACCCCUGCGCUUUAGCGUGCCACGGAGAUGCCACGAAAUUUUACGGCUACGACGCUCUUCCGAGACAAUCACUUUAUGGCGCCCAGCAAGAGGCGAGUGUGGCGCAAUACCCAGACUGUAAAUCGUCGAAUGCCACUAACCUCGGAGACGGACAAGGCCAUCUAAAUCAAAACCCGUCGCCUGGUCUUAUGUUUCCUUGGAUGAGACCCCACGCUCCCGGAAGGCGCAGCGGUCGACAGACGUACAGUCGUUACCAAACACUGGAGCUGGAGAAGGAGUUCCUGUUCAACCCUUACCUCACACGCAAACGACGUAUCGAAGUCUCCCAUGCAUUGAGUCUAACAGAGCGACAGGUGAAGAUCUGGUUUCAGAACCGGCGUAUGAAAUGGAAAAAAGAGAACAACAAAGACAAAUUCCCGGGCCAGCGAGGGGAGGCCGAAGCCGAGGGAGAGGGAGAAGGCGAGGAAGAAACCAACGAAGAAGGAGAAACAGAGGAAGGAGAGAAAAAAGAGACGAGAGAGGAAGAGGGGACGAAAGAGUGAUUUUAUUGCCUCUUUUAUGGUUAUACGACUUAAAGUUUAAAGAUAGAGGAGGGGAGGGAGAGAGAGGCUAGAGAGAGAGUAGAGAUCCCGUUUUACGACCACCGUUUUAUUGAGUCAACAAGUGAGGAAAUCCUUUAGAGAGGCAAUUGUGACACUGCUUCCUCUCUACACAGUAAUCCCCAAAUGAGGAGAGGCAUCCAAUAAGAACCCAUGCUUUAUAAAGCUGGAUCUCCCUGAAAAAGGUCCGUGUUUAUUUCCAGAUCUCACACUUUUUGUGUUCCUCAACCGCGUCUCAUAGGCCUUGAUAUCAAAAGAACCCAUAAAACACAAGAAUGAAAUAUAUAAUUACUUCACAAUGUUCUUUUUCAUCAGCUCUUUCUUCCAUAUGACCAACAUUUCUGUGUGGUGAAAAUGAGGAGAACAUAGUCUUCAGUAAAAAACACCGUAGACAACUUUAGAGAAGGACAACUUUAUUGGGGUGCUUGGAUAGGGCUCAAUAAUUAUAGCAUUUAUUGCGAACAUAUGCUUUUAUAUUAUCAAUGUGUGUUUUUUUUUUUUCAGUAGUCUAUUAUUUAUGUAAUUUGGGUGGAGUAAAAUUAAGAAAAUCCAUGUAAUUAUGACGCACAUUUUAAAAUUUGGAGUCGAUACGAUGCUACCUAGUGUGAGGAAACUGCAACUUUAUUUUAUUUUAUUUCAAUGGCAGUUUCCUCUCGCCCUUCAAUUCAAAAUUGAUUAUAGCUAAUCGCAAUUAUAUUGAUAUCACAGACAAUUUGUAAUGCAUAUUUUGUACGAUUUGUGACAUUUUUGCUGAAACUGAAUAUGAUCCUUGGUUAGGCUACUCAAUCAAAUGCUAAAGGAAACAAUUGAAUCAUUCGGCUUAAUGACAUCAAUGUAGCCUAUUGACACACACUCUGCAAUACAAGUAGGCCUAGAAAGCCUGCUUUUCUACAUUAAGGCUGCCUACCUGACUAGACCUACACUCGAUUGAGUAUUCAAGGGCAUCUAACUACCUAGGCCUCGAUAAGACUUGGCGGUAUUGACAUCUAUUAGUUGUAAACUUUAGAAGCCAUGAUUUUGUCUGGAAAUACUUAAAAAAAAAAAAAAAAAAAAAAAAAAAAAAAAAAAAAACAGAAGGAGAAAGCACUAUACACGGGAAUGUAUGAUGCCUGGCGAUAGCAAAAGCGGGUUUGUAUACCUCUAUUGAAGAAAUUAAUUUCGAAACUCCAUCUCGAACAAAGGCAUUACUUAACAUUAACUGGUCCUGAUUUUAAGUAAAUUGCUACAGUGUACAGCUUCAUAUUAACUUGAAAUUGGGCUUGAGCUGAGGGUUUCUGACAGAUGUCUAUAACACGAAGUCUUGAGAGGCAAUGUCGAUAUCCUCCCCUUAGAAUUAUAGGGUUCUAUCUGCGUUCUGACUAGUUCUGAGAUAUUGAGCUUCAAAGUCUUAGAAUUCCAUAAAGUUAUACUGCUAAGUGGAACAAACCUCUUCAGAUUUAAUGUCCAAAAAAUGCAUACAACUACAAGAAACACUUCACCUCAUCUUCUUAAGGUGUCACAGAAUAAGAAUAUGUAAAUAACUCAAUUUUGACAAAAAUGUCAGAUAGAACCUUAUAAUUCUAAGGGGACGAUAUGUAAAAGUUCUGACAUACAACGCAGUAAAAUAAUAAAAGUUAAUAUUAAAGUCCCCAACAACUUAAACUGCCUAAACCGACGCACUUUUGUGUGACAAUUGUUCUACCAGUUGAAGAACUGUAAUGUUUCUGAUCAUGCAUCAGUUAUUAUCAUAUGUAUGUGCUGGUGUUCUAGAGUAGAAUUUUUAUUGCACUGAACAUGUAUGUCUUCGUAAACAUUGUGCCACAAAGGCUUGAGUUCUUAUAUUUCAGAGGGAAAAAGUAACUUUUUCUGUAUGCACAUGUGUUGCCAUGUUGUACAAUAAAUGGAAAAGACAAAAAUCA